Molecule: messenger RNA, 2215 nt
Organism: Archocentrus centrarchus (flier cichlid)
Lineage: Eukaryota; Metazoa; Chordata; Actinopteri; Cichliformes; Cichlidae
Product: GTPase HRas
Exons: 5
Coding region: 283-846 (187 amino acids)
Biological process (GO): signal transduction
Cellular component (GO): membrane
Molecular function (GO): GTPase activity; GTP binding
Source: RefSeq, a predicted model, not a curated record
GACUUCCAAUGAACGACAAUGAAGAAUAAGUAGGAACUCCAGUGAAUCUGGGAUUUUAAUUAAUUAAUGACAUAAAUUCACAUUUCUAUUAGUAACUCCACAGAUUCGCAUUAUUUUUUUUGACGCGCAGGUCAGAAAAGCGAGUUGCGGACACAUCCCGAAUUGUUUCUACAAGUGUUUUAAACAAGGAAAUCAGGCUAACGUUAUGUAGCGAGCUAAUCUCAUUUAUCUAGUCCUAAACUCCGUUACUAUUUCACGCCGUUAUCACUUCUACACAAAGGUAUGACCGAGUACAAGCUUGUGGUGGUCGGGGCAGGAGGUGUGGGGAAGAGCGCGCUCACCAUCCAGCUCAUCCAGAACCACUUUGUGGAUGAAUACGAUCCAACCAUCGAGGACUCAUACAGAAAGCAGGUGGUGAUUGAUGGAGAGACGUGUCUGCUGGACAUCCUGGACACUGCAGGUCAGGAGGAGUACAGUGCCAUGAGGGACCAGUAUAUGAGGACGGGAGAGGGCUUCCUAUGCGUCUUUGCCAUCAACAACACCAAGUCCUUUGAAGACGUUCACCUCUACAGAGAGCAGAUCAACAGGGUGAAGGACAGCGACAGCGUUCCCAUGGUGCUCGUGGGGAACAAGAGCGACCUUAGCACCCGCACGGUGGAGACACGACAAGCGCAGGAGCUGGCUAGAAGCUACGGAGUGCCGUUUGUCGAGACCUCCGCCAAAACCAGACAGGGUGUGGAGGAAGCUUUCUACUCAUUAGUACGGGAGAUCAGAAGAUACAAGGAGACCAACCGCAGCAACAAGAAGAGCAAGAAGAACACUCAGAGACGUUGUAUAAUACUAUAGCAAACCACACAGAGCCAGCAUUACUUACAGCACUUGUUUGACCCUCUCCUCUCCACUUAGAAACUGCCCCUUCACCUUGGGGACAUUGUGCACAGCUCCACACAAGGACAUAGACAUGGGGGGAAAAAACAAUUUUAUUGCUGUGACAGUUUCCAGUUAUGUGUGUUGCCACAAGGUUUGUCAUUCACACAUUCAUGUGCAGUGUCAGUUUAGCAGCAUUUGUGCAAACUUACUUUUUUAAAAAUCUGAUUUUAUUGGAAGUUAGUGAGAUGUUUUCAGCAUCUGUUGACCAUUUAGAGGUCAGGGGUUCACAGUAAUGCAUCACUGCACUUUAUGCUGUCACAUUUCCAUUUAUUAUUGUAGUGCUCAGCACAUUUACACUUUUCCUUUUUUUUUUUCUUGCUGAAUGGUCAGUGUUUGACUUCACCAGGAAGCAGUGUUCAAAUGAUUUUGAGAUUUUUUUUUUCCUGUGAAACCAUUUUACCCCACACAAGUAGUUAGACAAAACAUGUCCAGUCUUCCCCUUGUGUUCAUUUAAAAAAUAUAUAUAUAUAGGUUGGUGCAGUCUCUGGGGUUUGAAACACAACAGCAAUAUUUACUUAGGAAUUUAUCUGAUUAAGUAAAAAAAAAUGGAUAGGAUGAUCACAUUAACAAACCUCAAAACUGUGUUUCAGACUCUCAGGUGCACUUUAUUAAUUUUCUGUUGCGUGUUUAAUUCAGAUUUUAGGAUUAGUGCCACUUUAAAAGUUACUCAGGAAUACAGUUUUAUCAGAUGCUGAUUUAUAACAGAGCAGUCAGAUAAUCAGCUGAGGUCUGAUUCUGGCCUGUUAGUAGUUUUCUACCAUCCAAACUUGAUUUUAAGGCUGUUGGUCUCAUAUGGUCACACUUUAUUCCAAAGUCCAACUUUUAAUGCAGUUUUUUUGCCUGUCCUAGUGUUGUCGGUGGUUAGUUAUUGUGUCCAAACACUGUUUAUGUCACACCAACUUUUACCACACCAUGUAGUUUGUGAAAAUAACCCUGUGGUAUUACAGAGAACAUUUCAGGCACAGUAACAGUUGUGAGAUCUGGUCAUACUUGAUGCUGGAUGAUAAGGAUAUUCAAUAGGGCAACAUAAAGGAUUGUUAAAAUAUAUAAUAUAUAUAUAUGCUACAAACAUCCAAUAUAAAAACCAGCAUCUGCAUUAAUAAAACGCUGUUUGAAUAUUUACUAAAACUACAUCAGUGUUCAUUGAACUAACUUCAUGUGAGGUGCAUCCUGCUAACAAGUCAAUCCAUCCAUGUAAGGAUUUUUAAUCAUCUUAACCAGCAGGCUCCAAAUGCCAUAUAAAUGUUUACAUAUAUAUAUAUAUAUAUAUAUAUAUAUAUAUAUA